Messenger RNA from Sphaeramia orbicularis (orbiculate cardinalfish), 1464 nucleotides. RefSeq names its product inositol monophosphatase 1-like. The record is from RefSeq and is a predicted model, not a curated record. Gene Ontology annotation, biological process: signal transduction; inositol metabolic process; phosphatidylinositol phosphate biosynthetic process. NCBI's taxonomy places the organism in Eukaryota, Metazoa, Chordata, Actinopteri, Kurtiformes, Apogonidae. The transcript has 9 exons. Gene Ontology annotation, molecular function: inositol monophosphate 1-phosphatase activity. The coding region runs from base 531 to 1391 and encodes 286 amino acids.
GGUUGGAUGGUUUGUGUUAGAUGGUUUCAGUUGGAUGGUUUAGGUUGGAUGGUUUGUGUUAGAUGGUUUCAGUUGGAUGGUUUGUGUUAGAUGGUUUCAGUUGGAUGGUUUGUGUUAGAUGGUUUCAGUUGGAUGGUUUGUGUUAGAUGGUUUCAGUUGGAUGGUUUGUGUUAGAUGGUUUCAGUUGGAUGGUUUAGGUUGGAUGGUUUGUGUUAGAUGGUUUGGGUUGGAUGGUUUGGACACGUGCGGCGUGUCGUGUCCUUCCUUGUGACCUAAUGACCUUUAACCCCCGGCAGACAGUGGAGGUGUAGCUCUGAUGAUGUCUGCCAUGUUGGACUGUGUCUAAACUCUGGAUCUGAUGGAGAACAAGUGAAGGGGAGGAGCCUGGCGGUCCAGACUGUGCUGCCAUUGGCAAGUUGAUGAACUUCUCUGUGAUUGGCUGUGUGAUGAAUAAAAGAAAAAUCUAGCAAAAUCACAGUAUUUCGGCAUCAGACACGACUGGAACUGAAGAGCUCUCAGAUCUUUUCAUAAUGUCCGACUGGACCGAGUGUCUGAACUUCGGUAUCUCCGUCGCCAAACAGGCUGCUGAGAUGAUUAUGUCGUCUCUCCAUCAUCCAAAAGAUGUGAAGUUGAAAAGUUCUGCAGCUGAUCUUGUCACAGAAACUGAUCAAAGAGUGGAGAAAUUUCUGAUAAUGACCAUCAGGAGGAGAUUCCCACAGCACAGGUUCAUAGGGGAGGAGUCUAUUGGUGCAGGUGAGCAUCUGGAGCUGACUGACAGUCCAACCUGGAUCAUUGACCCCAUUGACGGGACCGUCAACUUCGUCCACAGGUUUCCUUUCGUGGCUGUCUCAAUUGCCUUCACUGUCAAUAAAAGGACUGAGUUUGGGAUUGUUUACAGUUGUGUGGACAACAAACUCUUUUGUGCUCAGAGAGGACAAGGAGCGUUUCUAAAUGGAGUUCCUCUUCACGCCUCAGGACAGGAAGACGUCAGCAGGUGCGUGGUGGUGACGGAGAUUGGUGCAGAGCGUGAUGACGAGGCGCUGACCACCGUGACAACCAACAUCUGCCGACUGCUGAAACUACCUGUGCAUGGCGUGCGGGCGUUGGGGACAGCAGCUGUCGACAUGUGUCAGGUGGCCUCAGGUGCGGCUGACGUCUACUACCACAUUGGAAUGCACUGUUGGGACAUUGCCGCGUCUGCACUCAUCGUACAAGAAGCAGGAGGCAUUGUCAUGGAUACAGACGGUGCAGAGUUUGACAUGAUGUCUCGCAGAGUCCUCGCCGCCAGCUCUUCGGCCGUGGCCAGUCGCAUUGCUCAGGUGAUCCGGACCUUCCCCUGUCGCCGUGAUGAUGAGGAUCCCUGUGUAUCUGUUGUGCAGAAUGGACUGUAGGUCAUGUGACAGGAAGUAAACAUGAGUUGUGGUGUCACUAAACAAACACUAAUAAAAGCUGACGUCACCUGAU